Messenger RNA from Penicillium brevicompactum, 312 nucleotides. Its product is annotated as LSM domain-containing protein. The record is from RefSeq and is a predicted model, not a curated record. NCBI's taxonomy places the organism in Eukaryota, Fungi, Ascomycota, Eurotiomycetes, Eurotiales, Aspergillaceae. The transcript has 2 exons. The coding region runs from base 1 to 312 and encodes 103 amino acids. Gene Ontology annotation, cellular component: NatC complex.
AUGGAAGACAAUCAGGCUACACAGUACUUGGAGGGCCUCCUGGGCCGUACACUGCGUAUACAUACCACGGAUACUCGAAUGUUUAUUGGUCUCUUCAAGUGUACCGAUGCGGAAAGGAACAUUAUCCUCGCAAACUCCUUCGAGUAUCGCAUGCCCACUACACCUGCAGUGAAAGCCGCCGCCAAAGCGACAGGAGCAUGGGGAGAAGGGUCCGAAGGAAAGAGUACCACCGUUAAAGUGAACAUGACACACCGGCUGAUUGGUCUGAUCGUGAUCCCUGGACGACACAUCACGAAAAUCGAGCUGGAGUAA